AUGACCACAGGGACAACUACCCUGGGGCAGCCCCCUCCUGACACCUUCACAUCCCGAAUCUUAUUGGGAGCCCUGAGGGAUCCCAUGUUGAGACGUCCCCCACCUGGGACCCCCUUCUACAAUGCCCCUCCCGAGGACCCCCACCAUGGAGUCUCACCUCUGGAGUCCCCAAAAACUCCCCCAGCGAUACAUCCCAAGAUGGGGGUCCCCUUCCUGACUUCAGCUCCCUCAGAUUAUUGCCCCAACCCUCCCGAUGCUUUCCCCAAAAUCCCACGCCAGGAUUCCCCACUUGGUUUGGGACCACCCUCCCCCCCGAAGUUUUGGGGUCCCGUCCAGCCCCUCCUCUUUCCUGCAGAAGUGCUGGUGCCGAGCUCAGUGGGGACCAUCCGUGAGGCGCUCGUCCGGCACUGGGGGGACUGGCUGGGGCGUCCCAGCAGUUACCUGGGGUCGCUGGUGUCACGGGGGGGCCGGGACCUGGCACUGGGAGGCCCCUGCCCCGGCUGGCGGCAGCAGCGGGGAGCAGUGCGGGGGGCACUGGCUCGGGCUGGGGGGCGUCUCGGGCCCCUUCUUUGGCUGCAGGGCCAGGAGUUGUGUGAGGAGCUGCGUUCCCAUGGGGAGGCCCCCCUGGACCCCUCUGAGGUUUUCACCUUCCAUACCUGCAGCACCAUCGCACGCCUCCUCUUUGGGGAUCUGGUGCCCCCUCCGGGGGAGCUCCGGGCCUUCUCCCGCUGCUUGGGGGAGCUGCUGCAGGUUUGGGGGCGCAGCAGUGUACAGGUGCUGGACCUGCUGCCCCUGCUGCGGGCCCUGCCCAACCCGGGAUUGCGGAAGCUGCUGCAGCUCGUCCAGCACCGUGAUGCCUUUGUGGAGGCUCAGAUCCAGCGGCACCAGGCGUGCCCCUCCCCUCCCGUGGACACAGUUUUGGGGGCGCUGCUGGGGCGUAAUUCUGGGGCACGGGGGGGCCCCCUGAGCCCCCCCCGGCUGCACAUGGCGCUGGUCGACUUGUUCAUUGGGGGCACUGAGACCACGGCGGCUGCUCUGGGCUGGGCUGUGGCCUUCUUGCUGCACCGCCCUGAGACACAGCACACCUGUGCUCCACCUGUGCAGCUGCAGGCGCGGCUGCGGGCGGAGCUGGAGGGGGCACAGGGACCCCCUGGGCCAGGGGACAUGGGGCGCCUGCCCCUUCUCCAGGCCACUGUCAGCGAGACCCUGCGGCUGCGGCCCCCUGCGCCCCUGGCGCUGCCCCACUGCGCCCUGCGCCACACCAGUCUUGGGGGGCUCCCCGUGGUGGCUGGCACUGUUCUGGUCCCCAACCUGCUGGCAGCCCAACAGGACCCUGACAUCUGGCAGCACCCGGAGGUCUUCCUGCCUGAGCGGUUCCUGGCCCCGGGCGCCCCGGCGCGGUCGCUGCUGCCGUUCGGCUGCGGGGCGCGAUCGUGCCCGGGGGAGGGGCUGGCGCGGGCCGAGCUCUUCGUGUUCCUGGGGCUGAUCCUGCGGGAGUUUCGGGUCAGUGCAGAGCGGGAGGACCCCAUUUAUCUCCUCCCAGUAAAAUUUAUACUUUUGACCCCAUCCUGCAAGUCGCGGGUCUUCCUGGAACCCCCAAAACUUCGGAACCUCAGCCCGGUGUACAUGGAUUUUCUUUCUUUUCCUCUUUAA
Molecule: messenger RNA, 1653 nt
Organism: Ficedula albicollis (Collared flycatcher)
Lineage: Eukaryota; Metazoa; Chordata; Aves; Passeriformes; Muscicapidae
Product: steroid 21-hydroxylase-like
Exons: 12
Coding region: 1-1653 (550 amino acids)
Biological process (GO): progesterone metabolic process; hormone biosynthetic process
Molecular function (GO): iron ion binding; heme binding; steroid 17-alpha-monooxygenase activity
Source: RefSeq, a predicted model, not a curated record